Anisakis simplex (herring worm) is the source of this 222-nucleotide messenger RNA. Lineage: Eukaryota; Metazoa; Nematoda; Chromadorea; Rhabditida; Anisakidae. The record is from the annotation of a GenBank genome assembly.
AUGAGAAAUUCAACAUUGAAGAUUUCAACGAACGGUUACGUUGGUUUCGCACAAUUUUCGGACAACGCUCACGAUCUACGAGUUGGAGUGGAUACGGACUGGCCACGUGAAUCCGAUCCUGCACUUAUUGCUCCUUAUCUGUGCAAGUAUGCCAACAAAUUGUCGUUGCAAAUAGAUCAGUUAUUCUCUUAUAGGGCAAUUGGAGUGCAUCUUCUGCCAUGA